GGUCCAUGUCGGUGCGGAGUCAAGGCGGGGACCCGCUGCCUGGGAAGCACUGGAACAGGGAGCUGGCCGAGUGGCCGAGGCAGAGGCUGAAUGGCCGUGACCGGCCUUGUAGGGAGUGAACGUCUGAGGGAGCGUUUGGAGGGGCAGGAGGGCACUUCCGUUUGGGGAGCUGCGAUCUGGGGAAUGGCCCUCCUUCCCUAAGGCAGAGCGCGGGUGUGGGAUAUUGUGGGUCUGGAUUGGAGUUUGUGGCCUGCGUCCAGCCUUAUGACCUUCAGAGAGUUACCAACCUUUGAGCCCUGAGCUCCACGCCAGACAAACGGGACAGUAAUCACCCUUGUCUAUCUCACAGCUCUUGGCGUGGUAAGCAGGUGCCGCAGAAAGCAGUGAUGUCGUAAAAGCAGUCUCCAACUGGUCAAUAGAUUUUAAUUCUGGAAGUCCACUUACAGGUUAUUGAAUAUUAUAAGAUAUUUAAGAAAAAAUGGAUGAAGAACCAGAAAGAACUAAGCGAUGGGAAGGAGGCUAUGAAAGAACAUGGGAGAUUCUUAAAGAAGAUGAAUCAGGAUCACUUAAAGCUACAAUAGAAGACAUUCUCUUCAAAGCAAAGAGAAAAAGAGUAUUUGAGCACCAUGGACAAGUUCGACUUGGAAUGAUGCGUCAUCUUUAUGUGGUAGUAGAUGGAUCAAGAACAAUGGAAGAUCAAGAUUUAAAGCCAAAUAGACUCACAUGUACUUUAAAGUUGUUGGAAUACUUCGUUGAGGAAUAUUUUGAUCAAAAUCCUAUUAGUCAGAUUGGAAUAAUUGUAACAAAGAGUAAAAGAGCAGAAAAACUGACUGAACUAUCAGGAAACCCAAGGAAACACAUAACAUCUUUGAAGAAAGCAGUAGAUAUGACCUGCCAUGGAGAACCAUCUCUUUAUAACUCCUUAAGCAUGGCUAUGCAAACUCUAAAACACAUGCCCGGACAUACAAGUAGGGAAGUCCUAAUCAUCUUUAGCAGCCUCACGACCUGUGAUCCAUCUAAUAUCUAUGAUCUAAUCAAGACCCUAAAGGCAGCUAAAAUUAGAGUGUCUGUUAUUGGAUUGUCUGCAGAGGUUCGUGUUUGCACUGUACUUGCUCGUGAAACUGGUGGCAUGUACCAUGUUAUUUUAGAUGAAAGCCAUUACAAAGAAUUGCUGACACAUCAUGUUAGUCCUCCUCCCGCUAGCUCGAGUUCUGAAUGCUCACUUAUUCGUAUGGGAUUUCCUCAGCACACCAUUGCAUCUCUGUCUGAUCAAGAUGCAAAACCCUCUUUCAGCAUGGCGCAUUUGGAUAGCAUUACUGAGCCAGGACUUACAUUAGGAGGCUAUUUCUGCCCACAGUGUCGGGCAAAGUACUCUGAGCUUCCAGUUGAAUGUAAAAUCUGUGGUCUGACUUUGGUGUCUGCUCCCCAUUUGGCAAGGUCUUACCAUCAUUUAUUUCCUUUGGAUGCUUUUCAAGAAAUUCUCCUAGAAGAACAUAAUGGAGAAAGAUUUUGUUGUGGAUGUCAGGGGGAAUUGAAAGACCAGCAUGUCUAUGUUUGUGCUGUGUGCCAAAAUGUUUUCUGUGUGGAUUGUGAUGUUUUUGUUCAUGACACUCUCCACUGUUGUCCUGGUUGUAUUCAUAAGAUUCCAACUCCUUCAGGUAUUUGAUUCCAACAUAUAGUGCACAUUGUAUGUGUUAAAAAUAAAUUUGUGACUAAAUAAAUGUAAAUAAAACGAUUCUUUAGAAGGAGCUCCAAUUAAAAUAUGAAGAAUAAUUUGAAAGGAAAAUCUGAUUUAAGAAACACUUUGCUAAGAAAAUGUAGUAUUUUAUUAAAUUAAAAUUUUUGUCCUGUCACAGAAAUGCCUGGAAUUCAUUGGAAACUUCAUUUAGUUAAUUUUGUUUUCUAUUAUUUUGAGUUAUAAUGUUCAAAGUCAUCAUACGUUAUUAUAUUUAAGUUACUUAAUGAUGAUUAAAUUGAUGUGAUAAUUUCAUUGUUUUAUAAUUAAAAUACAGAAUCUGUGUACAGAAAAAA
Molecule: messenger RNA, 2031 nt
Organism: Manis pentadactyla (Chinese pangolin)
Lineage: Eukaryota; Metazoa; Chordata; Mammalia; Pholidota; Manidae
Gene: GTF2H2
Product: general transcription factor IIH subunit 2
Exons: 17
Coding region: 479-1666 (395 amino acids)
Biological process (GO): nucleotide-excision repair; regulation of transcription by RNA polymerase II; DNA-templated transcription
Cellular component (GO): transcription factor TFIIH core complex; transcription factor TFIIH holo complex
Molecular function (GO): zinc ion binding
Source: RefSeq, a predicted model, not a curated record